AUGGCCCAAGUCGUAGCGCACAGUAGCCAGGCCCGGCCCGCUUCCUAUGCGCAACAGCAGAAUGCGCCUCAUGGCAAGAAGAGGCCUGCCGAUGGCUCGCUGGAGAACGAGCAGCGGCUGAGCAAGCGCUUUGAUCUGUUGAAUCUGGUCGACCACAACGGCACGCGCCUCUACAUACCCGUCCCAGGCUCCUCGCAAGGCACAACCACCACACAAUCCCAAUCGUCGCCUACUCCCGUCGCCGACGCCCUGGCCUUCGCCUCCACCCGCCCCCGCCGCAACCGCAAGCCACGGGCCCACGACACCAUGGACAUCGAAGACACCCCCCACCGCGUCUACAUCUCGGACCUCAGCGCCGAGCUCAGCGACAUCGAGUCGGACGAGGAAAACCCCAUUUUCCUCUCCGACAUUGAAAAGCACCUCUCCAGGAUCCCCGCCCACGUCCUGCGUGGCCCGGACCCAACGCCUAACCCCCAGAACCAGAUGGUGCUGUACAAUGUUCCGACUAGCUUGACGGUGCCUGAGGCGCAGGAUAAUGUCAGGAAAGCAAUUGUGGAGACGCGCCAGCGGAUUAGGGAUAGGCAGGUUAAUCCGGUUACGGAGCCGCCAGGUGUUUUUGUAAGAGGUGCGGAGACGGGAGGUGCAGAGUCGAGCAUGGUGGUGGAGAGGAGUAAUGAUAUACCCCCCGCCGACGAAGUAGGCGGAGAUGCCAUGGACAUUGAUUAA
Bipolaris oryzae ATCC 44560 is the source of this 726-nucleotide messenger RNA. RefSeq lists its product as uncharacterized. The transcript is spliced from 2 exons. The coding region runs from base 1 to 726 and encodes 241 amino acids. The record is from RefSeq and is a predicted model, not a curated record. Lineage: Eukaryota; Fungi; Ascomycota; Dothideomycetes; Pleosporales; Pleosporaceae.